GCAAGCAAAAGUUGCCUGAUCAGCCAAAAAUGAUGAGAUGAACGCAACAUAAACAAGUCUUUGUUCAGUUUUUUUCAUCCAAAGUAGUUACAUUUGUAUGUGGAAACACGCAAAUUCUAUUUUUUACCAGUGAGGAACGCAGUUCUCAGGAAAGACUUCUCUAAUUGCUUGGUUCCUCUUUUCUUUCCUUCCUAUUUCUUUCCACAACCUUUUGGGUUCCCACUUUAAUUACAUUUGCUUGCAGUUGUUUAAAGGCUGUGAUUCUCACUCUACCGGUCCUGAGGAAAGGCUCUCUGUGGACUGAGGUUUUCAGUUUUUACUGCGAUUUUUAGUUCCCAUGAGAGCCCUCUCGAGGACAUGUACCUAUGUGGUGCCUCUGCUCUCAUCUAGUUGAAUAAAAGGAAGUAGAUAAUUUACUACCACGUUUGGUGCUUAUUUAUAAGAUGUUUUAAGGAAGAUUUGAAACACAUUUUCUGGAGAAAGCAGAAGACCUCUUCCCAGUAUGACUUCGGAAAUCACUUAUGCUGAAGUGAGUUUCAACAAUGAAUCCAAGUCCUCAGGCAUCAACUCUUCUGCAGCUUCCAAGGCAAGGACUGCCCCUCACAAAAGUAAUCGUGGGUUUCCCAAGCUGCCCUGCGCGUCACUGCUGAUGCUUCUCCUGCUAAUGGCAAUCUCAUUCUUUAUUGCUUUUGUCAUUUUCUUUCAAAAAUAUUCUCAGCUUCUUGAGAAGAAGACUACAAAGGACCUGGUUCAUACAACAUUGGAGUGUGUGAAAAAAAAUAUGACCACGGAAGGGAUAGCCUGGAACUGUUGCCCGAAGAACUGGAAGUUGUUUAGUUCCAACUGCUACUUUAUUUCUACUGAAUCAGCAUCUUGGCAGGAGAGUGAGAAGAAGUGCGCUGGAAUGGAGGCUCACCUGCUGGUGAUAAACACUCAGGAAGAGCAGAAGUUCAUCUUCCAGAAUCUGGAACAAAAGUCUGCUUAUUUUGUGGGACUCUCAGAUCCAGAAGGUCAGCGACAUUGGCAAUGGGUUGAUCAGACACCAUACAACGAAAGUGCCACAUUCUGGCAUCAAGGUGAGCCCAGUGAUACGAAGGAGCGCUGCGUUUUGCUAAAUUUUCGUCGGGAUCUCAGAAGCUGGGGCUUGAAUGACGUUCCUUGUGAAGAUCGUCAAAGGUCAGUUUGUGAGAUGAUGGCGAUCCAUUUAUGAACUGAACAUUCUCCAUGAACAGCUGGUUGGAUUGGCAUCUGUCAUUAUAGGGAUAGAUAAUAAGCUCUUCUUAUUUAUGUGUAAGGGAGGUCCAUAGAAUGUAGGUGGGCUGUCAACUAUUCUACUUACAAGAUAAUUGGUCUGUACAUUGAUUGAUUCACUUUUUCCUAAAAUGAGCAUUUAUUGAGCAUUUUUUCAUGUGCCAGAGACUGUACUGGAGACCCCUAUUGUACACACAUGGAGAGAACAUGAGUCUCUCUCAAUUUUUGUCUGGUUGCUAAAGAACUAUUUACCAAUAAAAUUAUGUGAUGUGGUUUCUCCUCCUAUAUGGUUUUUUCUUCAUCCCUGCUAUAUUGAUGUAUAAUUGACAAAUAAAAUUGUACAUAUUUUAGGUUUACAUAUAUUGUGAAAUGAUUAUCAUAAUCAAGGUGGUAAACCCACACCACUUUCUUAAGACAUUAUGAGAUUUUUUUUAGCUCAUUAGCUGUUGUUCAUGUCAGUGUACUUUAUGUGUGGCCCAAGACAGUACUUCCAGUGUGGCUCAGAGAAGUCAAAAGACUGGACACCCCGUCUUACAUGUUUUGGAUAUUAACCCCUUGUCAGAUACAUAGUUUGCAAAUAUUUUCUCCCAUUCUGUAGGCUGCCCUUUCACUUUUUUAUUGUUCCCACUGCUAUGCAGAAGCUUUUUAUUUUGAUGCAAUCCCAUUUGUCUAUUUCUGCUUUUGUUUCCGGUUUUCUUUUAUUUAAAUGAAGUUGAAUAUUUUACUUCUUAUUUUGCUGCAAAGCUGUUGCUUCAUUGUAUAAAACUAGCACUAGCAAAUGUACUAGCUUGCAAAAUUAAGAUAGUGUUGUUCUUCAUCUGACACUGUACAUCCAUCAGCAAAAAGCUCUCCACUCCCAAUUACUUCCAAUGAAAGAUGAUUAAGUAUUUUGAACCAAAUCCAGAUAUAGAUGUAAGCAAGUGACAGUAUUACAUAAGGCUUAAGACAACAAUGUUAGCCUUGAAUUACGUAAUAUUAAUAACUAGGUUUUACCAUAGAUAAUUUCAUGAAUUCUGAAUACUAGAGCCUAGUCUAAAAAUCAUAGGGUAUUGUGAAAAAGAAGCAUAUUUUAUCUGCAAUAAUUA
Molecule: messenger RNA, 2336 nt
Organism: Cebus imitator (Panamanian white-faced capuchin)
Lineage: Eukaryota; Metazoa; Chordata; Mammalia; Primates; Cebidae
Gene: CLEC4A
Product: C-type lectin domain family 4 member A
Exons: 6
Coding region: 503-1210 (235 amino acids)
Biological process (GO): antifungal innate immune response
Cellular component (GO): external side of plasma membrane
Molecular function (GO): carbohydrate binding
Source: RefSeq, a predicted model, not a curated record